CCCCUUUUCUGAACAUCAAAUCUCAAAAGAAAAACUGCAACAGUCUAUAUUGAGGGGGGAAACUGUUACAAAUCGUUUUUAUCUAAAUAGCAGUGAUUUAAUCGCCGUUUUCAAUCGGAAGUUUAAGAGUGGAUCUCAUUUUCUGACAACUUUUUCCACAGGGAUGGAUGAGAUGCGGCCUAGCAGCGGAGCAGCAGCGCACCUCGGCCUCGCGUCGCUCUUUCCCCAGGGAUUGCAGGCUAUUUACGGGGAAUGCAGGCGCCUGUAUCCCGAUCAGGCGAACCCGCUGCAGGUCACAGCCAUUGUGAAGUAUUGGUUAGGGGGUCCAGAUCCUCUGGACUACAUUAGUAUGUACAGAAACGUGGGGUGUCCUGGCCAAGACAUACCAGAACAUUGGCACUACGUCAGCCUUGGCCUCAGUGACUUGUAUGGGGACAACAGAGUUCACGAGUUCACAGGUCAGGAGGGCCUCAGUGGUUUUGGUUUUGAGCUCACGUUUCGCUUAAAGAGAGAAACAGGAGAGACUGCUCCCCCCACCUGGCCGGCUGAACUAAUGCAAGGCUUGGCUCGAUACGUCUUUCAGUCUGAAAACACAUUCUGUAGCGGGGAUCACAUUUCAUGGCACAGCCCGUUGGACAACAGCGAGUCCAGAAUCCAGCAUAUGCUACUCACGGAGGACCCACAAAUGCAGCCAGUGCAGACCCCCUUUGGUCUUGUCAGCUUCCUUCAGAUUGUGGGGGUUUGUACAGAGGAGCUUCAAGCCGCACAGCAGUGGAACGGUCAAGGCAUUCUGGACCUGCUGAGAGGAGUGCACAUUGCUGGGGGUCCAUGGUUAAUCACUGACAUGAGAAGAGGGGAAACUAUAUUUGACAUCGAUCCACACUUACAACAGGAACGAGUGGAUAAGGGCAUCGAGACAGAUGGCUCUAACCUGAGCGGUGUCAGUGCCAAGUGCGUCUGGGAUGACUUGAGCCGCCCUCCCGAGGAUGAGGACGACAGCAGGAGCAUUUGCGUUGGGUCACAGCAGCGCAGGCUGUCUGAUAAAGACACUGAACAGAUUAGAGAAGCUCUGAGGAAAGGACUGGAGAUUAACAGCAAGUCUGUCUUGCCUCCCAUCAGCGGUCAGAGACACAGUCACGACCGGCCUCAACAAUCAGUUGGACAUUUGCAGACCCAGCAGAACUCAAGAAGUCGUAAGGACAGUCUGGAGAGUGAGAGCUCUGCUGCUAUUGUCCCUCACGAGCUAGUGCGAACACGACAGCUAGAAAGUGUGCACCUUAAGUUCAACCAGGAGUCUGGAACUCUACUCCCACUGUGCCUCAGAGGUCGGCUACUUCAUGGCAGACAUUUCACAUAUAAAAGCAUUAACGGAGAUACAGCAAUCACCUUUGUAUCAACUGGGGUCGAAGGAGCAUUUGCCACAGAAGAGCAUCCGUAUGCAGCACAUGGCCCAUGGCUACAGAUAUUACUUACUGAGGAAUUUGUAGAGCAAAUGCUAGCUGACAUCCAGGAUUUGAGCUCCUGUGAAUCUAAGCUGCCGAAGGAGUACAGCUGGCCCGACAAGAAGCUCAAGAUCUCUGUCCUGCCAGACACAGUGUUUGACAGCCCAUUGCAAUAAGACUGGGACCUUGCCAUCUCUGACUACAAACUCACAUCUCUAGAAAGGACUCCAGGGCUCGUCAAACCAUGUGCCUAUAGAAACAGAGGGAAAGCCUGAAGGAAACAUUCAGACACUUCCCCUCUUCCCAGAGAGCAUUGUUAGAUGGUGGGACAAGACCCAGAACAUUUUUUUUUUAAUCUAAAGCAUUAAGGUUUUGUCUUAUGUCCAUUGUACCACUUGUCUUUGAGUUGGUGAAUUCACAUUUAAGAAAUCUUUUCAAAGUCAUGGCAGGUUGAUAUCUUUUCUGGUCUCCGUCAUUUCAAGUUUCGAAAGGCAAAAAGGUCUUUAUCUUAAUAAUAUAGCAGCACGAAACAAUAUGCAAGCACUGGUGCCAUCAUUCACCACUGAAUGGACCGAAGUGUUUGAGAGAACAUUUGUUCUUCUGAAUCCUGCUUCUAAUGUGAAGGAAAGCACACAAAGGAAUAAGCCUUUGUGAAUCAUUUUUGUCUAAAAAUUGCUGUUACAUAGGUGCCUAUUUUAAGUUGAUGAUCAGUGGUAAGGGCUCUUUGUUUAAUUUGACAAAAAAUAGGUGGUCAGUCAGUUCACCUACACAAUGCCAAAGCAUGUACAGCACAUCUAAUGUAAAGAUGAGAAGUAGGAAACUUUUCCAUAAUAUUUGUUUUGUUUGAUUUCAUUUUCGUUAACCAUUUUAUAUGUAUUGGAUUGUCAUUUCCUUUAGACUUUACCAUUGCAUUCCAAGCCUCUUUGUAGGAAAGAAAACUAACUGGUUCCUGGAAGCAGUCUAUUUUCGCAGAAUGUGCAUUCGUUAUUUUUGGUACAUGUGCUCAAUAAUAUAGGUCAAUAUGUAAAAAAGAACAUUUAUUAGUGCUUUUUAAAAGAUGAAUUUAAUUAGUGAACUGGCAUUUUUUUUUAUAUAUAUAUUCUGGAGAAUCACUACACUGCCUGUGGUUUUGUUACUCUUAAGUGCAUUAAAGUUUUUACAUAA
Messenger RNA from Myxocyprinus asiaticus (Chinese sucker), 2606 nucleotides. Its product is annotated as suppressor of fused homolog. The record is from RefSeq and is a predicted model, not a curated record. Gene Ontology annotation, cellular component: nucleus; cytoplasm. The transcript is spliced from 13 exons. NCBI's taxonomy places the organism in Eukaryota, Metazoa, Chordata, Actinopteri, Cypriniformes, Catostomidae. Gene Ontology annotation, molecular function: transcription factor binding. Bases 164 to 1618 code for a protein of 484 amino acids.